AUGUCCUUUGAGACGCACAAGGUGUCCUCCCUACCUGGCUACGCCGAUGACGCGCCGAUCAACUUUGACCAGUACGCGGGCAACGUCGCGUUGCCGUCGAACGGCCAGAAGAUGUUCUACUGGCUCGUCGAGUCGGAAGAAAGUCCGUCGACGGCGCCGCUCGUGCUCUGGCUCAACGGCGGGCCUGGCUGCUCGUCGCUCGGCGGCUUCUUCACGGAGCUCGGCCCGUUCGUCGUCAACAGCGACUUGAGCGUGAAGCGCAACCCGUAUGCGUGGAACCGCAAGGCCAACAUGGUCUUCCUCGAGUCGCCGUCCGGCGUCGGCUUUAGCCAGCCUCUCCUCGACGGCGCCAACUACAACGACGAUUUUACCACCGCGCGCAUCUACGAGUUCCUCGAGCAGUUCCUCGCCCUGUACCCGACGUACCGCGGCCGGGACUUCUACAUCACGGGCGAGAGCUACGCGGGCAUGUACGUGCCUUGGCUCGCGCACGCGCUCGUGACCAAGCCGAUUCCGUCGCUCGCCUUCUCUGGCUUCGCGAUUGGGAAUGCGUACACGGACACGGCGAUCGACAACCCGUCGGUCAUCGACUACUACUACCACCACGCGCUCAUGUCGAUCGAGGACUACAAGGCGAUUCAAGCGGGCUGCCCGAACGCGACCGUCACCAACGCGUGCCUGAACGAAGACGCCAAGAAGUGCCCGUCGGCGUGCGGCAAGCCUCUCAACGCCGCCCUCGACGCCAUCCAGACCGACAAGAUGGACGCCUACUACAUUUACGGCGACGUGUGUUUCCUCAGCGAGGGCCAGACCCUCGCCCUGCACAACAUUCGGCCCAUGAACCGCGGUGUCUACGGUCCUUGCCGCGACGUCUUUACGCAAGACUACCUGCGCCAGCCCAAGGUCCAGUCGGCGCUGCACGUCGAGACCAACAACGCCAACUGGACCGAUUGCAACGACGCUGUGAGCAACCUGUACCGCAGCAGCGCCUCUUCGCUGCCCAAGUACCCGGCGAUCCUCAGCGCAGGCUUGAAGGCCCUGAUUUACAGCGGCGACGCCGACACGGUCGUCAACUUUCUCGGCACCCAGCGCUGGCUCACGACCGAUGGCCUCAACUUGUCUGUUGAGAGCAAGUGGAAGGCGUGGUUCGGCCCGGACAAGCAGCUCGCGGGCUACACGGAAGGCUACACCAACCUCACGUUUACGACGAUCAAGGGCGCGGGCCACAUGGUGCCCUCGGUGCGUCCGCUUCACGCGCUCUACAUGUUCGAGUGCUUCCUCUUUGGCAACGACGUCUGCAAGACGUUCACGUACCCCAAAGACGACCUCGAGUACAUUACGGGCGCCGAGACGGACGUCGACUUUGGCAGUAGCACGUUCUGGCCAUGGCUUCUCAUUUUCGCGGCGGCGUUUGCGGCGCUCGUUGCGGGCAUUCUGUACGCCAAGAAGCAGACAACCGAGAAGAAGAAGUACACGGAGCUCACGGCCGUCGUCCAUACCGGCUACACCAACUAGUCGUCCACAUUGUUUUGUCGGUAAUUUUGAACAUGACGACCGAUGUAUGCCUUGGAGCUACCGGUAUGCCUCGGG
Molecule: messenger RNA, 1590 nt
Organism: Saprolegnia parasitica CBS 223.65
Lineage: Eukaryota; Oomycota; Saprolegniomycetes; Saprolegniales; Saprolegniaceae
Exons: 1
Coding region: 1-1515 (504 amino acids)
Biological process (GO): proteolysis
Molecular function (GO): serine-type carboxypeptidase activity
Source: RefSeq, a predicted model, not a curated record